Molecule: messenger RNA, 6907 nt
Organism: Tachysurus vachellii
Lineage: Eukaryota; Metazoa; Chordata; Actinopteri; Siluriformes; Bagridae
Gene: fhip1b
Product: FHF complex subunit HOOK interacting protein 1B
Exons: 12
Coding region: 341-3763 (1140 amino acids)
Biological process (GO): lysosome organization; early endosome to late endosome transport; endosome organization
Cellular component (GO): FHF complex
Source: RefSeq, a predicted model, not a curated record
CUUCUGAGUCCCACAUUCUGACUGCCCUGUUACUGUGACAACCAUUGCUGAGGACGCCAGCGGGACUCCGUUCUUUUUAGGCUCUCACCUCCCAUUCUCUCUUGUGUACCUGUACACACUUCGCCUUUGGCUGUUUUGUGUUACUUGCUCCCUUCCUUCCCCUCUUUUCCUCUCCUCUCCUCUCCUCUCUUCUCCUCCUCUCUUCUUUUCCCUUCCUUCUCCUUCUCUUCUUUUUCCUUCCUUCUCCUUCUCUUCCUACCCUCCCGUUCUCUCCUCUGAUCAUUCCCUCUGUUUGAAAGAGCCCUACCUCAAGUAUUUUGACCUAGGCUUAGAAGCUAAGAUGAGCUGGCUGAGUCGUAUAACUCCCAGGGGUCCAGAUGGGCGGAAUAGUCGCAAUGUUGCCCCACCUAGCCCAUGCACUGCCGACCCCGAGACAUGCUUGAUGGUGUUUGAGAACCACUGGAGACAGGUGUCAUGGGUACUAGAGCAGAGGGACUCUACGGCUGGGGGAGCAGAUGAUUUGACAGCAGUCAGGAAUCACACUGAUCAAAUGCUGUGUCUACUUGCAGAGGAAAGACCAGCAGGGGGCGACGGUGAUCCACAAGCUUUUGGUCCUAUUCUGGAGCUGGUGAUGUCUGAGAACAUCUUGGAGCGACUGGUACAGUGGCAUGUGCGUCGUGGUCUGGACCCUGACAGUCAAACAGCUCUACUGAAGCUGUUUGAAAUGCUAAUUAGCCAAUCUCAUCAGCCCUUGCUCCAGAACAGUGCUGUACUGCAGCCAUUACUCAUCCUGCUGGGAGCAUGUGUAGACCCUCACCUCGGUUGUCCCCCUAACCUGGAGGCCAGCCUUGUUAUGCUGCUCAAUCAGGUUUGUGUGUCCAUGGCAAGGCAGCCUGCUGUGUUGGAGCUGUUGUUCAAGUGUGGGAAAAUACAGCAGGGUCCCACAAACCUGUUGAUCUUCUCUCUCCUGGUACCGUUUAUCCAUCGAGAUGGAACUUUGGGACAGCAAGCUCGUGAUGCCUUGCUUUUGGUCAUGGCUACCUCAGCCAGCAACCACGCUGUGGCCUGCUACAUCACAGAGAACUCCUACUUCUGUCCUGUUCUAGCAACAGGCCUGAGUGCACUCUAUUCAUCUCUGCCACGGAAGAUUGAGGUGCGUGGUGAUGACUGGCAUGCUCUCCGUAGGGAGGACUGGAUGGGCGUUUCCUCUCUGGUCCUGUUCAUGAACAGUCUAGAGUUCUGUAACGCCGUGGUACAGGUGGCACACCCGCUCGUCCGCUGCCAACUAAUUGACUACAUCCACAAUGGCUUCCUGGUACCAGUCAUGGGUCCUGCCUUGCACAAGUCAUCUGUGGAUGAAAUGAUAGCAAGUACGGCAUAUCUGGACCUUUUUCUACGCAGUAUCACAGAAAAGUCCCUCCUCAAGACAUUUCUUUGCUUCAUACUGCUGCAUCGCCAUGACAACGACACAAUCCUCGAUACACUGCUCACACGCAUCAGCAGCAACUCGCGGCUGUGCAUGGUCUCUCUCAGUCUUUUUAAGACUUUGCUCUCCCUCAACUGUGAAGACCUCAUGCUCCAGCUCGUACUCAGGUAUUUGCUCCCUUGCACACAUGUGAUGCUGAGUCAACGGCGUGCAAUCAGAGAGACUGACCUCUACGGCAAAUCAGCCGAUAGAUUCCUGUCCCUCAUCCCAGAAUGCUGCCGAAUCACCACAGCAGCCUGUAAUGAAAAGGAGGAGGAACCUGCGUUCUGGGGAAAGGUGUUGGGUAGCCCCACUUCAGAGUCUCCCAUUCAUGCCAAGCCUAGCACUCCAUCCCGCUUGGCUAUUUUCAUUCGCCAGCAAAACACAGGCAACCAGUCCUCCACUGCUGCCACUGACAACACUCCUUCCUCUCCUCGGGGCAGCAUUUCCACACCAUCUCCCAACAGCCCCAUGCAUCAACCUCCAGAGGCUUCAGAAACUGAGUCUGGGUACCUGGAGUACCUCAGAGAUGCACGACAGGGGAUUGAGCUCUGUUCGUGGGCCUGUCGGGACUGGUCAGCUCCUUAUGAUGGAGAAAAUCCUUCCCCCAACUCGGCGCCACCUCCUCCACAGCCUCCCACAUCCAACCCAUCUCUCAAUAUGGUGCCUGAACACUUUUCCAUUCAGCAAGAUGGGCUUAAAGACAUGCAGCAAAGGGCAGCGAUAGUGGCAGCAGCACGUGCAGAAUGGAGCAGCUCAGAUCGAAACAGUGGAGAGUGGGAUGUAACAAUUAGUAAGAACUGCAUCAGUCUCACACCUCGCAGCAAGAAACGCAGUCUGUUGCCCAAUUCUGUCUCUUUGCAGCCAUCGUCAUCAAUGUCCUCAUCAGCAGUUCCCCCAUUAGGGGCAGGAGAGCCUGCAGGUCGGCAACCCCACACACUUCCACAUCGAGCACUCUAUAAUGGCACUGGAAAGGCAGAUGAGUGUGUGGAUAUGUCUGAUGGAGGGAUGGAGGUGAAGAAGGUAAAGAGAGAUGCAGAUGCUAGUGGAGGAGUGGAAGAAUCAGGUGUGAAUGGAAGGGUGAGUAUUGUAUCUGCAGAAUCCAGUCUUCCUUUGAAGGGAGAAUAUAGUUCGGUGACAAAACCAUCCCAGGUGCAAACUACUGUGCUUCCACAACCACAGACAAGCCCAACAGACUUGCAGUUCUCAUCUCAGGAAUGUAAGUCCAGUGAACGUCCGAGAGCUACUUCAGCCCUGAGCUCAGCUGAAGCUUUAAUCACCACAAGUUGCAGAAGCCCAGGGCUGGAAUCGGUUGAGAGCCUGAUCGAUGAACUGCUAGAGCAGGCACCAUCUGAGCCACUGUCUGAAGAAUCCAAUGGCCAGGGCAUCAGCAUUGAAGCAUUCCACCAAGAGCUAAGAGAGCUAGAAGAGCGAGUAAAGGGCAGGAGAGUUCACAGACGAAGCACUGAUGACUUCAUCCAAGAUCCUUUAUCUAAUCCCCCUGAUCCAAAUCGGACAGACGAGGAGUGCCCUUUAUUAGAAACCGUGCAGGGAGCUGAAGAAUCAAAGCCUGAAUCCUCCACUCCAUCAAUGUUUAGCCCAGCACGACCCAUUGGACAACCUCAAGCACAGCCAUACAUAGGUCCUUUUUUGACGGUGCUCUUUUCAAAGCUGGAGAAUAUGAUGCAAAACUCCUUGUAUGUAAACAUUCUGCUGACGGGCAUCGUGUUUCAGCUUGCUUGCUACCCUCAGCCUCUCCUCCGCUCCUUCCUUCUGAACACAAAUAUGGUGUUUCAGCCUAGUGUCAAGUCUCUAAUACAGGUGCUUGGAUCUGUAAAGAAUCGCAUUGAAGCGUUUGCUGCAGUGCACGAGGAAUUUCCAGCUAUGCUGAGGAAGGCUCGGCGCUUCCUUGUCACACGAGGCAAAAUAGACUGGACAGAUUCGCCCAUGGGAGUACCUCCUCUCCGCCGAUCAGACUCAAUGGUAAAGAGUCGUAAGCCAUCACUGGGCGAGUUGAUCCUGAGGCAUACUAACAGUCCAACACGAGCACGCCAUGCAGCUCAGGCAGCUCUGGCGCAUGUGAGGGAUGGUGGCCAUUCUCUGCACAGCGCAUUGUUCCGCGGCGUGGUGACUGGAACUGGAGCUUCUAGUCUGGAAAAACAAGCAGAGGCACUGCGGGUGAAAAACACUGUUUAUUGUGCUGUCAUUUUCUCUGAGUUUCUCAAGGAGCUGGCAGCUUUGGCACAGGAGCAUGCAGUGGCCAUGCCCUUUCCACCCAGCCAAGACACUGAGGAGUGACAGACACUGUGCCAAAUCUUCCCAUGGUUUUUAAAAAGAAAAAAAAAAAACAAGCGUGUGAUAGGUGUAAUUACAUGUUUAUACAUUUUUUUUUAAAACUGUACAGGAUAUGUAAGAGCUUAAUUGUUAAAGCUUUAGAACAUUGUCAAUAUAAAUCUUGUAUAUAUUCUAUAUAAAAUACGUGUAUAAUGUUUUUACACGUUAUGCUCAGAGCAACUUGUAUGCUUUAACAUGGCUGUACACAGGCACUCCCUAAAGCAAAUCUUUGAUGUUAUUUCGCUACAUAUCAUUUUUUUUUUAUGUAAGAGGCAUGCUGCUUAGAUCUUUUUAUAUCAUUAGGACUGUAUUGAAUAAUUCUAUAAAAAGAAUCUGCUAAAAAUAUGAACAAAGCUCAGUAAAACCUGCACAUUUCUGUUAUUUUCUGUAGAAAUUUAAUAGGGAAUUGAUUUUCACAAUGUGGCUUGAUUGUCGAUAAUCACAAUAAGGGCCUUGCCAGCAGGCUGAACAAUUACUAUGUACAACCCCUUUUAUCCAAACAAAGUGAGGAAAAUAACAACAUGCCAGUUCAUUCUUAGACCUACCUUUUAUGUUUCAGUAUAUUCAAGUCUUGUCUAAGCUGAAGUACAAUUUUUAAAACAGGAUCAGUGUAAAUAGGUUAAAUCAUAUGUCUGUAAUUGAUUGUUAUUUCUCUUUUUUAUAAAAAGGAAAAGAAAUCUCUCAUACAAAUUUCAGAACUAAUGUGGAGCACUGACUGGUUAGCUCUCAUGAAUUAUACAGUGUCCUACUCACCGAAACCUUGGGUGCAUUUGUUGCCUAUUAAGAACAGAGUAUUUGACACUGAGCAUACAAGCACAAACAAAAACAGAGUUGCAAAUGAUGCAAAAUUGUGACUUGUUAUAAUUUUGUUUCAUAAACUAUUUAAUACCUCUUGAACAUCACGUAUAAGAAAUACAGAAUACUAAAUAUUAACAUACCAUUACGCCAGAUGGAAUGCCGAUAACGUAUAUCACAAAUGCAUCUAUUGUUUCAGUGACUAGAUAAAUUGUAGGGGGAAAUUUUGAGAGUUGACCAGUCAAGUAUGAUUUUAAAGAGUCUGUUCCUAGAUACAUGAUCACAGAUGUUCCUUUUGUCGAAUUGUGUGUUAUUCCAUGUACAGUGGCUUGACUCUCCUCUCUGACUGGAGGUGGUCAUGAGAGACUGUGAAAUGGCACAGGAAAUUGACUGGAAGGAGAAUAACAACAGGAGGAGGAGGAUAAUCGUAGCAACAGGAGAAUUAGAUUUUUGAAAAGGCACUGAUCUUUUACUGGCUCUUUAUGGUGCUCCAUUUAGUUUCUGAAUAAGUGGGCCAUUUAGUUUCCCUGGUGGCUGCUUUCAUAGAUGACGAGACUGUCAGGUUUUAGGCGAGUUCCAGCCUGUGCAGGGAAUGUGCCAAGUUCAGAGAAGCAGAAGCCAUUUCAGUGUUGCAGCAGGCAGUAAGUUCACUGUAUGUUUUAGUUGAAGUUUUCCCUAGGAGAGUUUAGUAUCCAUUGUGAAAGUACUGCAUGUGCUGAUGUGAUGUGGGUGUUUUUUUUUUUUGUUUCUUUGUUUUUUUGUUGUCCUUUCCCUUUGGUUAAAUAUGUACUGACUCUUUUUAUGCAGGCAAUUUAGCGAAACUCGAUUCCUUGAUUAUUUCCAGAUUAUUAUUCACAGCCAUAGAGACAAUGUCAUACUUUAUAUACACUUACUUUAAUGUUCUAUGUACAUGUUCUAAUCAUGUUUUACUGUUGUUCCAUUCAAUGAAAAAAAGAGAUGUUUUUUUUAAGACCUGGAAAUUGAAUCACAUUUCUUUUUCAAUUGUUGUAUGUGUAUAUAAAAUUGCAGAAAAUGCUGGUUAAAUUAAGAAGAUGGAUGAAAAUGUGGCAACUUGGACUCUUAGCCACUUAUCUAUUAGUCCAUCCAUUUGUCUCCACUUAUCCAUCUGCCCUAAUUGCCUACUCAUUUCAAACAAGCUUUUCUUUGCUUAGACUUUGAAUUGGUCCACUGGAGUGUCUGCUUUGCAGAAAAGCAUUGAGUAGCUAAGCAUCAUUUCAGUCAAGAGAUCUUUCACAUGUUUACUUAAGCACCAGUGUCACAUUUUGUGUUUAAGGUGGUACCCAAAAGGUUUAAAUAUUCAUCUAAAAUUGUUCUAUUAACGGUCCUUAAGCUUUUGUCUAGAGAUCCUGAAAUGUGUCUUUAUGCCAGGUUCUUACUGAGUCGUCACUUAGAAGGUGCUCCAAAUUGUUGACAGGAGCUAAACAUUUUUGAGUGAUGUUAUGUCUUUGGCUGUGGUUUGUGAAAGUAUGUAAGGCAUGUAAUUAAAGCAAAGGGGUGAAUAUUAAACAGCUGUUUUAGGAACAACAUCAGGGCCUAUGGUGCCAAGCUUUGCCUAGUAAACAGCUUACUUGGCCCCCUUUGGUGUUUUUACUGCUAUUUAGAUAUUUAAAAAAAAAUGUAAAUGGGGCACGGUUGUGUACAUGCCCUGAAAAAGUGCCAGUUUUGUAUUUCAGCCUUAGAGUCAAUACAAACUACCCCCAGUGCACAUGGUUCCAAGAGGUUAGACCUCUAGAUUAUAAUCAAUAUUUUAAAACUGGCUAAAAUGGAAAAACAAUACUAGAGUAAUGAAGCAUUUGACAAAGUAAUUGCUUGUUCUCAGUUGCUUGAUAUAGGAAUCGGGGAAAUUCAGUGAAAUCUACAAAGAAUUUUGAGGUUCAUUUUUAUUCAUUAAUUAUUGUUGUUAAUUUUUACUUUUUCACCUUUACUGAUCUUGGCUGCUUUUCUUUUUAUUGGUGAAGUUUUGUCAAUAUGUUUGCAGCUUGUUAUCUAUGCAAACCUGCGCCUGUUGCUCUUAGUUUAAAACAUUUCAGCUUUUGUGUACACAUGCACAGUAAUGCUUAAACUUGGGGAAAUUCACCAAACCCCUUCGUUUUCUUCUUUAACAAUUCACAGAACUGUAUGGAAAACAAAUAUAAAAUGAUGAAUGUUGACAGAAAUAUUUUUCUAUAUAAAUCCUUAUGAGUAUAGCUGAUCUCAAUAGGGUAAGUCAAUGGUUACACUUUAAAAUCUGUAAAUCACUAAAAGGGAUUUUUUUUUUUUUUUAUUAAUUUAUAAAUGUUUUACUUAGCAAUA